Messenger RNA from Anopheles marshallii, 1773 nucleotides. RefSeq lists its product as uncharacterized. The transcript has a single exon. The record is from RefSeq and is a predicted model, not a curated record. Lineage: Eukaryota; Metazoa; Arthropoda; Insecta; Diptera; Culicidae. The coding region runs from base 1 to 1773 and encodes 590 amino acids.
AUGCCUUCCGCUAGCAAGGACAAAAUCUUUGGCCCGUGGAAUCGUAGCGAAAGCACCGGCAACUUUGUGUACCUCUCGAACAACAACACGGCCGACAACCUGGCGAAGAUGUUUUCCCGCACGGCUCCAUCGAGUCCGCGAUGGACACCGUACGCGUCACGGCACAAUUCGCCACCGAUGCCUAGUUCCCCGUUGUCGUCCUCACCACCGACGACACUGCGCAGGAACUAUUCGAGCACCUUCACGCUCAUACCGGAGGAUCGUGAACUCGACACGGUGCAACCCGUCCAGCCAGUGCCGGCUAAGAGCACUUCGGCCGAAGCAGAAACGCAGCGUAUCUCCAACGGACGCAUCCUGCUACGGUUGGUGCUCUGGUGGCCGCUUCUACUGAUUGCCGUCGCUCAGCGUCUUCUCGGCUGCUGUAUGCAACUCGCCUGGAAGCCAUUCUUAAUGGCGGCCCCAGCCUUCUGGCUGUCGGCGUGCCUGUGGAUGUUCUGGAAGCUGAUUGCCCUACCGUUGGCAGGGUUGAAAUGGGCACUAGUCGCGCUGCAUACUCCGGCCCACGAGCGCAACCGUCGCAAGCGCACGAUCCUGAUCAGCUGUGGCAGCACGAUCCAGACGCUGCACCUGGCACGCAACUUCUACAAGUCCGGCGCCCGGGUGGUUGUGUUCGAGUUCGAGGGUCUGUUCGCGCUCGCUCGUUUCUCCACCGCCGUGAGCAAGUUUUACGCGAUCCAGCGCCCAACGCCGGAGAGUGCCGGCGAGUAUAUUGCGGCACUGUGCGAGAUCGUGGAGAAGGAGCAACCAACGCACUACAUACCGGUGUGCGCAACCAGUCCGGCACACUACGAUGCGCUGGCCAAGCCGCAUCUGGAACUGCGCGGAUGUUCCAGCUUCAUACCGGGCGCCCAGGAAACUUCCGUCUUGGAUGAUAUACUGCAGGUGAUGCGUAAAUGCCAAGCGAACGAAAUACUGCUGCCACCGCACCAGAUCGUAUCAUCGAAGGAGGAGCUGCACCGGCUGUACGAUGGUGGUUGGCUGGCCGGCUUUCGGAACGUGAUGGUCGCGUCCGGUGCGCUGGGGCUGCUCGAGCGCAGCAAGUACGUGCUGCCGGCAAACCGUCGCGAUCUGCGGCUCAACUACGAAGUGAGCGAGGCACAGAAGUGGGUUGUCAUACGGGAUGUGAUCGGGUCGCAUUACGUCACCUGCACGACGGUGAAGGAUUCGGCAGUGAUUGCGAACGUAACGUGUGCCAUCCAGGCGGAUACGCGCAGCCUGGUGCCGGAGGAGAACGCUGACAUCGAACGGUGGUUGCAGGACUUCUUCCGUCGCAUCCGGCUCCAGCGUCCCAUCAAUGGGCACAUCAGCUUCCGGUUGGUGAAAUGUCAGUGCAGUGGACAGAUACUGCCGCUCGGCAUACGCGUUGGCGUGUCGUUGCCGUACAUCUGCUACACCGGUGUACAUUCGCGCGUCCUCUGCAAACCCUGCCCGCACUUUAGCCGUCAGAAUUCGGGCCCGCUCGUGCAGGAAGGUGGUCGCUAUUGGAUCCACGAGACGGUGCUUAAUGCGCUGCGCAAGCCGAGCGUUGACGCGGUACAGCACUUGAUCGGUACGGUGAUCGAUCAGCGGGAAGCCCUGUUCGUCUACUGGGAUCCGUUGCCGUACUGUGCGUACUAUCACUUCCAGCUGCCGUUCAACUCGGUCAAAAGGUUCCUGCACAAACGGCAAGCAUCACGCACAUCCGUACCUGCGAUGGCUGCACCAGUACAGUGA